Molecule: messenger RNA, 1554 nt
Organism: Fusarium sp. VM40
Lineage: Eukaryota; Fungi; Ascomycota; Sordariomycetes; Hypocreales; Nectriaceae
Source: the annotation of a GenBank genome assembly
AUGAGUCGGGCCAGAAGCCUAGGUGCUAGUGGCUCAGGGAAAAGUACUAUCAUUGGUCUUCUGGAAAGGUGGUAUAAUCCAGCUACUGGUGACAUCAAACUUGAUGGAGUCAGCCUGAAGAACCUGAGUGUCACCUGGCUUCGUACAACAAUACGACUUGUCCAACAGGAACCUGUUUUAUUCAAGGGAACUAUCUUUGAGAACAUCGCGACUGGUCUCGUUGGGACUCCUUGGGAGAAGGUUGCCAGAGAAAACCAAGAAGAACGUGUCAAACAGGCAGCCAAGCUUGCCUUUGCAGAUGAGUUCAUCCAGAACCUACAGGAAGGAUAUGACACACGCAUAGGUGAGAGAGGUGGAUUUCUUUCAGGAGGACAAAAGCAGAGGAUUGCCAUCGCUCGAAGUAUUGUUUCCGACCCUUCCAUUCUCUUGUUAGAUGAAGCCACCUCAGCACUCGACCCACACUCCGAAGCCACCAUUCGAGAUGCUGAUAAUAUUGUGGUCAUGUCUAAGGGCAAGAUUGUUGAGCAGGGAAGACAUGACGAUCUGGUGGCCCUCAAUGGCACUUACUCCAAGCUAGUCCAGCCACAAGAUUUCUCUACGAGCAAGGGAAACCUGGAUAUCCAGACAUCUGACGAAGAAUCGACAGCAUUUGUUGAAGCGAUAGAACCUGUUCAAUCUCUUGCAAAAUACAAUUCUGCGAUCAACGAGGACCUUACCUCUCAAAUGACGAGGGAAGACUUUGACCUUUACAAGUCUACAGGGCUUCUUCAUAUUAUCUGGAAGAUGAUCAUGUCGGCUCCUGAGCUUCGGGCUUACUUUAUUGUAAUGUCCAUUGCCUGUGCUAUUGGAGCUGCUGUUUACCCUGGACAGAAUCUGCUACUUUCAGAGGUCAUGAAGGUCUUCACAUCUUCUAAUCUAGUCAAAGGUGAUGACUUUGUAUCUCUGAUGUACUUCGUCAUUGGUCUUGGAGCCUUGGUGGUGUUUUUUGUUAUGGGAUGGAUUUCAAACAUUAUUGUCCAGACUCUGAGCCAGAAUGUCCGAGAAGGACUUUUCAGAAGUAUGCUGAAACAAGACCUUCGUUUCUUUGAUAGACCAGAGAACUCCGUUGGUGCUCUUGUCAGUCGCAUUGACACCCAGUCCCAAGCUAUUCUAGAGCUUAUGGGCUUCAACAUGGCGUUGGUCUUUGAAUCCAUCAUCAAUAUCAGUGCCAGUAGCAUCCUUGCUCUUGCAUAUACUUGGAAGCUCGGCCUUGUUGGUGUUUUUGCUGGCAUGCCUCCUCUUCUACUGGCAGGAUAUGCUCGCAUUCGACUGGAUACAAAGCUGAACGCAGACAUUGACAAGAGAUUUUCAACAAGUGCUUCCAUAGCGUCCGAGAGUGUCAAUACCAUCCGGACUGUUUCAUCGCUUGCGAUUAAGAAGAAUAUUUUAGAGAAGUAUACCGCGGAAUUAGACAGUGCUGUUUCAGGCUCCACUUUGCGACUUUUCACCAUGAUGAUUUGGUUCUCUCUGACCCAGUCGAUUAAGUUUUUCAUUCUUGCUCUGGGAUUCUGGUGA